This is a messenger RNA of Ipomoea nil (Japanese morning glory), 1338 nucleotides long. RefSeq lists its product as uncharacterized. Gene Ontology annotation, molecular function: nucleic acid binding; RNA-DNA hybrid ribonuclease activity. The transcript has a single exon. The coding region runs from base 1 to 1338 and encodes 445 amino acids. NCBI's taxonomy places the organism in Eukaryota, Viridiplantae, Streptophyta, Magnoliopsida, Solanales, Convolvulaceae. The record is from RefSeq and is a predicted model, not a curated record.
AUGCGAAGCUUGUCGACAAUACAGCGAUCCUACUCGGCCAAACUUUCUUUUAGCUUUCUGCAGGGUGGCUCGCUAUGGAGCGACUACAUGCAUGCUCGUUAUUCAGAUGCGGAUGCUAGGCCCUCGGACUCUCUCGCUCGCAGACGCAUGAGGGGGAUGGAAGACUUUGUUGAAGAAAACACCAUACGAUCUUCUGGUUCGCUAAUCUGGACCCCCUCUUCAUACGGUAAUUUCACUUUUUCAACAUCUUACGAUGCUUUACGUGAGAGGAAGGGAGUCUGUUUGUCGUCCUCAAGCAUCUGGGGGAGACAGAUUCCGUUUAAGGUCUCAGUCUUUAUGUGGAAGCUGCUGAAGAGAUUUCUACCAUUUCUGGAUGUUGUUGAGCGCUUUGGAUUCUGCUUGCCGUCCAUGUGUCCAUUCUACACCGCUGCUAGUGCAAGCCUCGAACACUGCCUUGUCAGUUGCACGGCAGUUCAAGAGGUCUGGAUUCACUUCGGCAGGCUCUCGGGGUUGUUUGGCAAUCUCGACUCGGUUCGCGCGACUUGCCAUUCGUGGUGGCUUUUGGCUUCCCCAGGUUCUGCGGUGGGAAGCAUUACGUGCUUCCUGCCAUGCUUAAUCCUCUGGUUCUUAUGGGUUGAGUAUAACAAUUGCAUUUAUAAUGGUUCUGCAUUCUCCCCUGAAGGUGUUAUCAAAAGGGUUAAACGGGAAUCCUAUUUUGUUUCCCUUGCUUUCCCUCGCUAUGCGAGCAUACUGGGAGUUGUCCUACUCUCGGAUGGUUUGGUAGCCAGGUUUGCAGUGCAACGACGAAGAAACACGAUCUGGGUAAAGUGGCUAGCUCCUCCAACGAGUAGACUAAAGCUUAACACCGACGUUAUUUUCACGACAGCUGGAGCUGCAGGUGGAGCUUGCCUUCGGGACUCGCGUGGUUUAUUAUUUGCCGGUCUUACUUUUAGCUUGGAAGCCACUUCGGCCCUGGAGGCAGAAGCAAUGGCUUUGUGCAGGUCACUACAGUGGUGUGAUACAAUGGUCUUGCGCCCUUUCAUCAUUGAGGUGGACUCUCUUGAGCUGGUGCGUUUAUCUUCCGUUACAGAAGCACGAAUCCCAUGGAGGAUUAAAGAGACAGUCUCAAACAUUCGCUCUUACCUCUUUGCCGGGGGAUCUUCAUUAAAUCAUGUUUAUAGGGAAGCGAAUCAGGUAGCCGACGCCCUUGCGGCGGAGGGACUAGCUGUAGGCUCGCCCGCAAUUUUUAGUUCCUUUACAGCUUUGCCUUUCAAAGCUAAAUUGGCUCUUUUGUAUGACUUUAGGGGGUUUGCUACCCUUCGGGCUAUUAGCCUUUAA